AUGGCGUCACAGAACUUUCGCGACUCCAUGAACUCGCUCGGGUGGAGCCGGCGCGAUCCUGACCUGCCCGUGAGCACUGCGCAGACACCGCUCUGGUCCCGCCUCAACCCUUUUGGCGGCGGUGGUUACGUGAGGCUGCCGACCCACGAGGGCCCGGGAGCGCCGCUGCCCGCCCCGACGCGUCGAGAGGAGGAGGAGGGAUGGCUUGCCCUGAGCCGAUGGGAUCGAAUGCUCAUCUUUGGCGGCCUGAACCUGGCCGCCGCUGCUAUGUUUGUCGUCUGCUUCGCCCUGAUGCCCACCGGCGUCUUCCUGCUGAAGCCUAGGAAGUUUGCUAUCCUGUGGACCAUGGGCUCCGUGCUCUUCUUAGCUUCCUGGGCGGUCAUGAUGGGCCCAAUGCAGUAUGUGCAACAUCUUACCUCCGGGCCUCGCUUGCCCUUCACUGCCACCUACUUUGGCAGCAUCGCACUGACGCUGUACUUUUCGCUUGGGCUACACUCCACCAUCCUCACGCUCAUCUCGUCGAUCGUGCAGCUGGUUUGCCUGCUGUGGUAUCUCGUCUCUUAUUUUCCGAUGGGAUCGUCCGGCUUGCGCUUCGCCGCUCGGUUUGGCGGCAACCGAGUUGCUGCAUGGAUGAACGAUUAA
Lasiodiplodia theobromae is the source of this 642-nucleotide messenger RNA. Its product is annotated as Vesicle transport protein Got1/SFT2-like protein. The record is from RefSeq and is a predicted model, not a curated record. Lineage: Eukaryota; Fungi; Ascomycota; Dothideomycetes; Botryosphaeriales; Botryosphaeriaceae. Gene Ontology annotation, biological process: vesicle-mediated transport. The transcript is spliced from 5 exons. Bases 1 to 642 code for a protein of 213 amino acids. Gene Ontology annotation, cellular component: membrane.